AUGGCUAAAUCCAGCGACGACGAUAGCGACGAUGUCGGCACCCUCGACGCAAAUGCUCGCUCGCACUCUCUCGAAGUUCUCUUCGACCCAGCAAUCCAAGUCACUAAGAGACGAAAGUCCAGUAUGGUUGCUUCACACCAUAUUACCACCAGUUCGUGCUUCGUGCACGAAAUGCUAGAGGCGCAGAAGCUGGGUAAUAUUGCUCAUGCGCAGAAAUUGGUUGACCCUGUGGCGGCUCAUUGCGUGGAUGGAUUUGUGGGUGAGCGAGCCAUAGAAGAAGGAGCGUCGAGAAUUCUCACGAAAAAGCAAUUGUCGGACAUGGCGUUUGGUGUUAGGGAGUUAAGGAGUUUGAAAAUGAAGCUUCCAAAGAAGAAUUUGAGGGUUGUGGUGGUGGCAAAGACACAGGAUAAACAGAACAUUGUGCAUCACAAGGAGUUAUUAGAAUGGCUCUUGACUGAAUUCAAUGAUUUUAUAAUAUAUAUCGAAGAUAUACUCGAAGAUAACCCAAUUAUCGAUAUCAAGGGUCUAGUUGCGAAAUCGGCGACAUUUGGCGACCGAAUACACUACUGGACGCCAGAUUACUGCACCAAACACCCACAUCUUUUCGACCUUGUUAUUUCUCUUGGAGGAGACGGCACAGUUUUGUACACUAGCUGGCUAUUCCAGAAAAUCGUGCCACCAGUCAUCUCGUUCUCUCUUGGGUCACUCGGGUUUCUAACGAAGUUUGAUUUUGGGAAAUUCAAGACAAUACUACGAGACGCCUACCACGUUGGCAUAACCAUAAGCCUAAGAAUGAGAUUUGAAUGCACAGUCAUGCGCGCAAACCACAAAGACUCCAGCCGCGACAUAUGCCACGAAAUCUGCGAGCGCGAAGAUGAAGAACCAACCCACAAGCCGGAAAGGUCUUUUUCUGUUCUAAACGAACUAGUAGUUGAUCGCGGCCCUAACGCUACUCUUUCAUCAACUGAAUUAUUUGGUGAUGAUGAGCAUUUAACAUCCGUACAGGCGGAUGGUAUAUGCAUUGCGACGCCCACUGGAUCUACGGCUUAUUCAUUAGCUGCCGGUGGAAGUUUAAGCCAUCCGGAUAAUCCAGUGAUGUUGGUCAGUCCGAUUUGUGCGCAUUCAUUGAGUUUCAGACCGAUUAUCUUGCCGGAUUCGAUGGUUAUCAGAGUGGCCGUACCUUAUGAUGCUAGGACAACAGCAUGGGCUAGCUUCGAUGGGAAGGAACGGGUUGAAUUACAUCAGGGCGAUUAUGUUACGAUUGCAGCCUCAAGGUUUCCAUUUGCAUUUAUUCAGUCGAAGCCGCAUCAGGGAGACUGGUUCGAUAGUUUGAGUAGGACUCUUCAAUGGAACUCGCGAACUGCCAGACAAAAGGCAUUUGAUACCGACAAUCCUCAACCAAAGAAUUAA
This is a messenger RNA of Orbilia oligospora ATCC 24927, 1410 nucleotides long. RefSeq lists its product as uncharacterized. Gene Ontology annotation, biological process: NADP+ biosynthetic process; NAD+ metabolic process. NCBI's taxonomy places the organism in Eukaryota, Fungi, Ascomycota, Orbiliomycetes, Orbiliales, Orbiliaceae. Gene Ontology annotation, molecular function: NAD+ kinase activity. The coding region runs from base 1 to 1410 and encodes 469 amino acids. The record is from RefSeq and is a predicted model, not a curated record. The transcript has 8 exons.